This is a messenger RNA of Caenorhabditis sp. 36 PRJEB53466, 1724 nucleotides long. The record is from the annotation of a GenBank genome assembly. Lineage: Eukaryota; Metazoa; Nematoda; Chromadorea; Rhabditida; Rhabditidae.
AUGGCCGUUCCUGCCGCCUCAUCGAUAGUUUCAUACGGAGGAGCAGCCACUUCCAACUUCCUAACCACUCCCGUCACUCCGUUUUUGGCGGUGAGAGAGCCAAUGGGAAUGGGAUGAUAUGAGCAAGGAAUGAUUUAUUUCAGGGAUUUUAUAGCUCGAAUUUUGUGACCGACAGAAUCAACUCAUGCGCACCGUACCGAGUGGAGAGGAUCAGAGUGAGUUGGAGGAAGAGUACGGUAGUUAGACAGGGACUGUUGGUUUCAGAAGAGUCUGCAAGAAGAAGAAGAAGAAGGAUUUCCGCCGAGCGAUGAGUGAGUCUUCGUCUUUCCUCUUUUCACCUCCAGAAUUCUUUGCAGUCGUCGUCGCGGAGCCCUCUUCUGCCGCUCGGGCACCUGGCUUGAACUGCUGCCUUUCGAAAGCGAAGAAGACGGUUCGACGCAAGUGAAAGUGCAUGGGACGAAGGACGAGAACUCCAAGUUCAGCAUAGUUGAGUUCAUUUCGGUGGCGAUGAGUCUCGUUUCGAUUCGGGGCGUCGAGACGAAAAACUUUAUUUGUAUGGAUCCUUCUGGAAGGUUGUACGCGACGGUGAGUACCUGAAAGCAUCUGAGACUGACCGCGUGAAGAAUGCAUUUCAGCCGUCAUCGAACUAUUCGACCGAAUGUGUGUUCGUCGAGGAAAUGAUGGAGAACUACUACAAUUUGUAUUCUUCUUGUGCUUAUGGAAACAGAAACAAUCCCUGGUUAGUGUUCUCAAUAGAGCGAACUUCCAAUCAGAUGUUCUCUCAGGUAUAUCGAAAUUCGGCGGAGUGGAAAGCCCCGGAAAGGUCCGAACUCUAAAAAGCGACGGAAAGUAAGUGGAAUACACAGAAAUGACCAAAAAUUUUGUGUUUUUUCUUUCAGGCAAGUCACUUUCUCGUUGUGCGCCAUGAGUUGGAUCGUCAGCGGCAUCCGAUCCAUCCGAAUGGAAAUGUAAAUAUUCCAUUUCAUUUCACAACUAAACUAAUUUCUUUGCAGGAUGUCACGGAUCUCGUGGUCGCUUCCCUCUUCCAUCAGCCUCCCAGCCAUCCGUUAUUCCGUCCGCAGAACCCCACAAAACCUCCGAAUCCACAUCGUAUUUCCAAGUGAGUUUCGGUCAUUGGCAUCCGGGAGUACCUGCGCAUUUUCAGUCUACGAGCCAAGGUGGAGGUGGCGAUGGAUGCGGCCGAGAAGGCGCGAUUGUUGGCAGAAAAGAAGAGACGAAGAGAGAAAAAGAAGAAGAGAAGAGAAGACCGAUUGAGGAAGGAGGAGCAGCGGAGAGAGUGAGUUCGGAGUGAGAAUCACUCACAGUCGUGUUAUAACAUCACUUUCAGAGCUCGUCGACAAGAACUCAAAGAGCUGCGGGAAGAGGAGCUCCGCCGGCGGGACGAAGUGCUCAAACGGUAUCAGGAACUGAGCUCGACCAACCGAUGGCGGACCACUCCGCCCACAGUCCAUCCGCCAAGAGCACAGCACUACCCCAAUCAUCGCGAUCCGGCCAGAGCACCUCAGCCGACGUAUCCUCCGUACAAUCCGUACUGGAGGUCCGUCACUCCAUCCCCGUCUUCUGCUCCGUCGUAUCGUCAUCAGCACGAGAGACAACAGCCUCAUGCAUCGCAAGAUCUUCAUUACAAUCAACAGCACUAUCCUCCGGCUCAAACGGUCUCCAAUCCGAACCGGCAGAAUGUCGACUACCAACGAUACCCGUAA